Messenger RNA from Galeopterus variegatus (Sunda flying lemur), 1488 nucleotides. Its product is annotated as sperm acrosomal protein FSA-ACR.1-like. The coding region runs from base 1 to 1218 and encodes 405 amino acids. NCBI's taxonomy places the organism in Eukaryota, Metazoa, Chordata, Mammalia, Dermoptera, Cynocephalidae. The record is from RefSeq and is a predicted model, not a curated record. Gene Ontology annotation, molecular function: interleukin-1 binding; interleukin-1, type II, blocking receptor activity. The transcript is spliced from 5 exons.
AUGUUCAUCUUGUACAUGUUGAUAACGGGUGUUUCUGCCUUCACCAUUCAGCCGGAGGAGCACACAGGUGAGGAGCACGCAGGUGAGGAGCACACAGGUGAGCAUGCAGGUGAGGAGCACACAGGUGAGCACGCAGGUGAGCAUGCAGGUGAGCACACAGGUGAGCAUGCAGGUGAGGAGCACACAGGUGAGGAGCACACAGGUGAGCACGCGAGUGAGGAACACACAGGUGAGGAGUACGUGGGUGAGGAGCAUGCAGGUGAGGAGCACACGGGUGAGGAGCACACGGACUUGCUACAGGGUGCCGGACCUCAGAUCUCCACUUCCCGUGUGCUCUGGAAGUUGUCGGGGACAAUGUUCAUCUUGUACAUGUUGAUAACGGGUGUUUCUGCCUUCACCAUUCAGCCGGAGGAGCACACAGGUGAGGAGCACGCAGGUGAGGAGCACACAGGUGAGCAUGCAGGUGAGGAGCACACAGGUGAGCACGCAGGUGAGCAUGCAGGUGAGCACACAGGUGAGCAUGCAGGUGAGGAGCACACAGGUGAGGAGCACACAGGUGAGCACGCAGGUGAGCAUGCAGGUGAGGAGCACACAGGUGAGGAGCACACAGGUGAGGAGCACGCGGGUGAGGAGCAUGUGGGUGAGGAGCACAUGGGUGAGGAGCACACGGGUGAGGAGCACACAGGUGAGGAGCACACAGGUGAGAAACAGAUCCUUCAGCUGGAAAGGAGUUGCCCGCAGCUUCUCUGGGGAAGGCAGUUACCUAGUGGGAUUUCGCUGUCAUCGGUUCACCCAUGUNUCUCAUACCCGCAAAUCCUAACCUUGUCAACCUCCGGGGUAUUAGUGUGUCCUGACCUGAGAGAAUUCACCCACAACCAAACUGAUGUGAAGAUUCAGUGGUAUAAGGACUCUGUUCUUUUGGAUCAAGACAAUGAGAAAUUUCUAAGCGUGCGGGGGACCACUCGCUUACUCGUGCACAACGUGUCCCUGGAGGACGCGGGCUAUUACAGCUGUGCCACCACCUUUGCCCAGGAAGGCAGGCAGUACGACGUCACCAGGAACAUUGAACUGCGCGUCCACAGUGAGUACCUGCUGCUGCGGGACUUUCCACCCUGGUUCAAUAGGAAGCGUGUGGAGAAUGCAGCAGGGUUCACAAGAAAUUCCUUGAAUGUGUCUGGAAUGAAGGGCAAAGGCAAAAUGAUACCCCGACUUUCCUGAAGUAUCAGGCUAAUACGACGAGUGUGAUACUCUGAAAGGUUGUUAUGAAGGGACAGAAUCCCUGGGCAGUUGACAGGGUUCAAGGACUGAGGCUACAACACGCCGCUAGAGGGGGCUGAACAAUGGUUUCCUUGGAAGGUGCCUUUGGGAAGUCCCCUGUGGAAGGCUGGCACCUACAGGGCCAGCUAUCAGAACACAGUAGCCGAAACUUUAUGUAAGUUUCUAGGAUACUAGGAAUUUAUUUGGUUUCUCAACCAGGAGGCAUAUACA